Closterium sp. Naga37s-1 is the source of this 687-nucleotide messenger RNA. The record is from the annotation of a GenBank genome assembly. NCBI's taxonomy places the organism in Eukaryota, Viridiplantae, Streptophyta, Zygnematophyceae, Desmidiales, Closteriaceae.
AUGCUCUUCUUUGUUCUUGAUCCACGUAUCCAAACCCCAAUGAUGUGGAUUCUGGCACCCCCCCUCGGGCGCAACGCCCGGCCAGCGCAUCCCAGCAACGGCGGGCCUCCUCGUCCUAACCCCCCUGAUGGGGGAUUCCCCCACACCAUUUUUACCUUCCUUUCUCUUCCCACCGUCUUCCCCCCCGUCCCAUUUCUUUCUCCCUCUCCCCCCUCUCCUCACGCUCAGGGCGCAACGCCCGGCCAGCGCAUCCUAGCAACGGCGGGCCUUCUCGGCCCCACCCCCCUGAUGGGAGUCUCCCCCGUUCCCCCCGGCGCAGCUCCGGGCGCGGGGGGACCCGGGCCUGGCGGAGGCCCCGGCGCGCCGGCUUCCGCGCAGCAGCAGCCCGCGGACAUGCAGGCGCAGGUGGCGCUGCUGGCGGGUCAAUCAAACGACGCCACGUUGCUGCGCCUCCUUCAGCAGCGCGCAGCGCAGGGCUCGCUGCUAACGAUCGUGGCGGUGGGAUUCGGACUCACGGGGCGGAGGUCCCCUUGGCGGAGGGCCCCCUGGCGGAUCUCCCGAGGGGGGGCCUUGGCGGAGGCCCGGGGGGGCCUGGCGGACCUGGCGCUCUUGCGGGGGCGCCAGGCGCGCAAGGAGUCGCUCCCCCGGCCGCUCUACCCUGCCCCUCUCCCGUGCCACUCAACCUGA